CCUCCUGCGUCUCCCGCACUGCGCGGCGGCGCUUCCACACGGCUCGGCUCUCGCGAUGGCGUCUCCGCUGUCAGCUCUGCUGCUCCUCGCCCUGCUGGCUCUCCCGGCCGCUCGCGACGCCGCGCAGGACCGCGUCGACGACGGUGGCGGCUACGAGGAUGAAGAGGGGGAGGCGGUGGAGGAGGGAGAGGGCGUACUCCCCAGUCCGGGCCAGCGCCAGGGCUCGUGUCCGUCCAGCUGCACUUGCUCGCCCGACGGCGCCGUGGAGUGUGCGGGCGCCGGGCUUGACUCCUUCCCCGCCUCGCUGCCUGCAGACACCCAGCUGCUGUCCUUGCAGAACAAUCAAAUCGAGGUGGUUCCGAUUGCAGCUUUAAAGAGAGUUCCACUGCUCCGCACCUUGAACCUUCAAAACAACCUCAUCACGUCUGCAGGCCUCCCGGCCGACGGCUUCAUGGUCUUGAAGGAGCUACAGUACCUCUACCUGGCCAACAACAAGCUCACCCAGACCCCCGGAUCCCUCCCGGCCUCCCUCGUCAGUGCGGAUUUGGCCGCAAAUUUUCUCACCGCGAUCUCGCCCGGGACCUUCGGUGGCAAACCCGACCUGCGCUCCGUUUACCUGCACAAUAACCGCCUGACGAACGCGGGGAUCCCGCGGGACGCGUUCCUCGGCUCUGACGCCGUGGAGACUCUGAUCCUGUCGAGCAACAGCCUCACCCGGGCCCCUCUCGGCCUCCCGCCGGCCCUGCAGAGACUGCACCUGCGGAAUAACAAGCUCCAUUCGCUCUCGGGGGGAGCGUUCGAUCAGCUGAGAGACCUGAGAGAGCUCUACCUGCAGCACAACCAGCUCAAUGACCGCAGCGUCGACGCAAAGACAUUCACUCACUCUCGGCGCCUCGAGUACCUGGACCUGUCGAGUAACAACCUGACGCUGGUGCCGCGCGGGCUGCCGGCCCGGCUCGUCAUCCUCCACCUGGAGCGCAACGCCAUCGCGGCGCUCGACUCGCAGGGCCUGGGCCGCCUGCGCUCCCUCGAGUACCUGCUGGUGCACUCGAACCGCGUGCGUGCUCACGCUGUGGGCGCCGCCGCCUUCCGCAACCUGCGCCGCCUGCACACGCUGCACCUCUACAGCAACGAGCUGAACCGCGUGCCCCGCAGCCUCCCGGCGCACAUCAAGGUGCUGAUGCUGCUCCACAACACCAUUCACGAGAUCCGCGCGCAGGAUUUCGCUGCCACCCCCGAGCUGGCCGAGUUGAACCUGAGCUUCAACCGCCUGAGCACCAAGAGGCUGCACCCGCGAGCCUUCACGCGCCUGUCCAAGCUCGCCUCGCUCGACCUCACGGGCAAUCAGCUGACGCACGUGCCCGUCGGGCUGCCCGCCAGCCUGGAGGUUCUGCGGAUCCAGCAAAACCACGUGGCGGUGCUGGGGAAUGGGGCCCUGUCGGGGCUACCCGCACUGCGGGAGCUGAUGCUCAGUGACAACGCCCUGGCGAGCAAAACCAUCGCGCCAAACAUUUGGGCGCAGCUCCCCAGCCUCACGACGCUGGACCUGUCCAGCAACGCCUUGACCGUGGUGCCCUCGUCUCUGCCCGCGUCGCUCGAGUACCUCUACCUGCAGAACAACCGCAUCAACAGCAUCCCCGAGGGCGCCUUCAGCACCACCCCCAACAUCAAGGGCAUCUUCCUACGCUACAAUCGCUUGCCUCCACACGUCAAGGACAUGUUCAUGGGUCUCGAGGAGCUCCAGGUGCUCGACCUGACCGGGAACUUUGACGGAACUCCGGAGCCCGGUGCCGACGAUGGCGAAGGUGGCGAUGGUGAAGGUGGCGAUGGCGAUGAAGAGGAGGGGAUGGGGAACCCGCAAAAGGAACUCCCUCAGAGACGACGGGCGGUAGAGAGAGGGACAAGCGUGCCUCGGCCACAGAAGACUUGAUGCCCAAGUUUUCCCGGAAACGCCCCGUUUCACUUUUCUGACAGACAUAACCUCUACAAAGCUUUCUUCGUCUCGAACCCCCCCCCCCCCCCCCCCCCCCCCCC
Petromyzon marinus (sea lamprey) is the source of this 2034-nucleotide messenger RNA. It is a transcript of the gene PODN, whose product is annotated as podocan. NCBI's taxonomy places the organism in Eukaryota, Metazoa, Chordata, Hyperoartia, Petromyzontiformes, Petromyzontidae. Gene Ontology annotation, molecular function: protein binding. The record is from RefSeq and is a predicted model, not a curated record.